UAUGGUGACAUGGUACCAAAAACCAUAGCAGGGAAGAUUUUCGGAUCCAUCUGUUCACUGAGCGGGGUCUUGGUCAUUGCUCUGCCUGUCCCAGUGAUUGUAUCCAAUUUCAGUCGAAUCUACCACCAAAAUCAACGAGCAGACAAACGGAGAGCACAAAAGAAAGCCAGACUGGCCAGGAUCCGGGCAGCCAAAAGCGGAAGUGCAAACGCUUAUAUGCAGAGCAAACGGAAUGGCUUACUCAGUAACCAACUGCAGUCCUCUGAGGAUGAGCAAGCCUUUGUUAGCAAAUCCGGCUCCAGCUUUGAAACCCAGCACCACCACCUGCUUCACUGCCUGGAAAAAACCACGAAUCACGAGUUUGUGGAUGAACAAGUCUUUGAAGAAAGCUGCAUGGAAGUUGCAACAGUUAAUCGUCCUUCAAGUCACAGUCCCUCUGUCUCUUCACAACAAGGCAUCACCAGCACUUGCUGUUCAAGACGACACAAAAAAACUUUCCGCAUUCCAAAUGCCAACAUAUCAGGAAGCCACCGAGGCAGUGUGCAAGAACUCAGCACGAUUCAGAUUAGAUGUGUGGAGAGAACCCCUCUAUCUAACAGCCGAUCCAGUUUAAAUGCCAAAAUGGAAGAGUGUGUUAAACUAAACUGUGAACAACCUUAUGUGACUACAGCAAUAAUAAGCAUCCCAACACCUCCAGUAACCACCCCCGAAGGAGAUGACAGGCCGGAGUCUCCUGAGUACUCAGGAGGCAACAUUGUCAGAGUGUCUGCUCUGUAAGACAAUUGGAAUCAGGUCCAAGAGAAUUUGAGCCCUGGCUGUGGAAAGAAUCCCAAUGUGGAAGAAAGAAGAAACAAUAAAUGUUUCGCAGAUGAAAACGACAAAGCAAGGAGGUUGGUAGUGAAACAAAGACAAAGUUUCCAAACUUAAAGAUGGAAAUAAAACCACCAAAUGGCAUUUCUAGAUGGAGUCUAACCUGUCAAACUGAGAAAUAGUCUGUGGCCCUUUGACUUUGUGAAUGAGCACAAUGAAAUGCCGCCUAUUGAUGCUUCUUAUGACCAGAACUCUUUUUUAAUAAAAUAUAUAAAAUAAAUCUUUGAACAUAAUGUUCCAGUUGAAUGCAAAACAAAAAAAUACGGAAAACAUUUUGAUAAAAAUUUUUCCUGUUAAAACCAUGAACAUUGGCUAUGAUGAAGAUUAUUAUUACACAUUAAAAAAAAAACCUCAUAUAACACGUUUGUAUUGACUGAAGGAAACCAUCAUAAUGCAUGCUAGAAUUCUUUGGAGUCGUGAUCUCAGUUUCCUUACGUUGUCUUCAGAAUCGGCAUGAUAAACUAUAAUUGUAGAAAGAGGGAAUUUCUGUGUACUUACAACAAGCUGAUUGUUCAUGUUCCAUGGUGGGCUGUGCAAAUAAACUCCUUUUAGAACUGCAGUAUUUCUCAUGGGGAUGCUCACUAGUAAAUCUAAAGUGUUCAGAUAGUUCAGUAUUAAUUAUUGUUUUACCUUGCACCUAGAUACUGUUACAACUGCAAUAAUUCAUUGUACACCUGUUGUAUCAGGAAUCAGGAUUUUCUGUUGUUGUAUUUCCAGAUCUUCUUAGAUACAAUAAGAGCCACAUUCCAUAGAAAAACUUCUCAUGUCGCCAGGUUUUAGAUAACUUUUUAAUCCAAAACCCUUGUGCCGUAAAUGUUUUUCUGUAAUAUUCUUUGGUCCACUGUAUUCCUGUGACAGUGCAUUAUUUGUUCCUGUAUUUCUAUAGCACCUUUCUAUUGGAUUUAUCAUCAUCAGCUGGACUAAUGUUUUGUAGUUCAAAGGACUUUCCUACUUUUGUAUUCUCCAACAAGUUAUCUUAUAAGUAGAUUAUCAUCAUCGUCAAUCCCCUUGUCAAAAAUCAGGAAAAAAAAGGAGUUGACAUCUAUGAAUUAUCUCUAACCUUUUUGCUGUUAUGGAAAAGCCCAGAUACUGGAUAUAUCAUUGUAUGUUUCAUGAAAAGAAUUGGCUGGGAUUAGCAUCACAGGAUCAGUGAUCCCAGAAUCUCACUUGAUGUAUUAUUUAUUUUGCUUUAGAUCUCGAAUACAUUUUGAGAAUAACUAGCGUGAAUUGAAAUGCAGAGAUAAACUGGAGUGCUUUAUGCAGCAAUAUUUGUUGAAAGCAUGCUUUCUACGCCACUGGGGAAGGCAGCACAGAUUUGUCUCAGAAAGGUUCCUGCAUAUUGCAAGGAGCAAUUUUCUCCUCUAAAUCAGGAGGACAGGAGUUUGAUGAUGCAAAAUUGAGCUCUAUGUACAUUUAACUGAAAAGUCUUGAUAUCUUUUCACCUUUAAAAUAUAUCAGCAGACAUGUCUGCACGUGGCAGUGUAAAAAAGUUUUAUGUCCAGUGAAAAGUUUUGUUCAUUCCAAACCACCACUGUAAGGAAUAAGUUUAGCUUCAAUACGUGGAAAGAGUUAAUAAUUAUCCCUCUACUAUAGAGAUUUUAAAAUGCUUAUCAUAAUUUAUCAUAAAAAGGAAAUAAUCCAACCAUUUUCAAGUAAAGCCAGAAAUUCUUGCUUCCCCUUUCUAGACUAGCUUCCAGUGCAAUGCUGUGCACACAGUAGAUUUAUAAACACUUUGCUGAGUGAAAGUCAGAUAAACUCUACUGUCUCACGGGAAGAACUGGCUUUAUUCCUAGUAAGUCUUUUUAAAAGUUACUAAUCUUCCUGAAGCGUGAAUAUUAAUAAUUAUAUUAACACCUGCCUCAUGUCACUUUAUGCUUCUAGAGCAAAUAUAUAGUGAAACUUCUUUGAUGGCAUUUGCUGAAAAACUUUUUAAAAAGUAGGCUAAAGAAAACUCGAUCAGGAAUACUUAGGUCUUCUGAUUCCCAACGAAAAGUUCUAUUUUCAUGUUCUUAAUAUUACAUUUAAAAAUGCAGUUAGAUUAUUUCGUUGCAAUUCUGCCUCCUUUUCAACUUAUAUCAUUUAUCCAAAACUAUUAAUUUCUUUAGACUUUCAGAAAAGAGAAAAAUUUUUUGGUGUUUUAGGUGAUUUAAAAAUAUACUGUGUUGGUGGUGAAUGACUAUUGAUGACUGUGUUAAGUGCAUCUGUAUUGUAAGUGAAAUGUAAUUAUUUCUGUGUGCCAUAUGGAGUAACCAAGGUCAUUGUUUUUGACAAUUUUGUUUGAAAUUCGUAUAUCUUAUUUCAAAGGAUAGCAUAAUAUCUGCAUUAUGCUGGAAAAAAAUAGACCUUUGGAAAAUACUUAAAUAAAACAUGUGCAUGCUUGAACAGGAC
Molecule: messenger RNA, 3258 nt
Organism: Lipotes vexillifer (Yangtze River dolphin)
Lineage: Eukaryota; Metazoa; Chordata; Mammalia; Artiodactyla; Lipotidae
Gene: KCND2
Product: potassium voltage-gated channel subfamily D member 2
Exons: 5
Coding region: 10-777 (255 amino acids)
Biological process (GO): action potential; potassium ion transmembrane transport
Cellular component (GO): dendritic spine; neuronal cell body; voltage-gated potassium channel complex
Molecular function (GO): A-type (transient outward) potassium channel activity; voltage-gated monoatomic ion channel activity involved in regulation of postsynaptic membrane potential
Source: RefSeq, a predicted model, not a curated record